GACGCCAUGUGCCCUCUGCAAGAACUUCGUUUUGUCCCUCGAGUGUCUUACCUCCACCAGUCACCAAAAUCCUACUCGAAGAAGCGGAAGCAGAGCUUUCGAAAGCUGGCUUACAGUCCGAAGCGAGCCAUGGCUGAGCUAAGGCACUCGAGCAGCUCGCUCGGGAGCCGAGCCUCUUCUUCUCCAAUGAAACGUGACGAGGACACCUCUCCUCUAAUCCACGAUCACAUCCCUCAGGAUGACGACGACGAUCACCCUCGCCAUUCUGUACGAGAUCGUGACCGCUCGUUUUGGUCGCAACUUCAGUCCUUCUCCCCUUUCUUCAACGAUGAUCCUAGGGUUUCUCAACAUGGCUCCAGGAUCUCGCUUCUCUUGCUCCUUUUCGUCGCCAUUGCUGGAUUGAUCUCCCUUUUCUCGAUCUUACAUCGAUUAAAUUCUCCGUAUUUGUGUAAAAAAGAUGGCAUUGUUCUUCACUGUCCGCGUGUCAAGGAGAAUCCUUCACUUUGGGAGAAUCCUUUUUCUGCAACUACUUCUUGGAAGCCUUGUGCUGAGCGCCGCGAUGGUGGAAUAUCAGACCUUCCUCCUGAGAAUGAAACAAGUGGUUAUAUUUUUAUUCAUGCUGAGGGUGGUCUAAAUCAGCAAAGAAUUGCGAUAUGUAAUGCAGUUGCUGUGGCCAAAAUUAUGAAUGCAACUCUUAUAUUGCCAGUGCUGAAGCAGGACCAGAUUUGGAAAGACCAAACGAAAUUUGAAGACAUUUUUGAUGUCAAUCAUUUCAUUGACUACUUGAAGGAUGAUGUGCGAAUUGUCCGUGACAUACCCGAGUGGUUCACUGAUAAAUCAGAAUUAUUUACAAGUAUAAGACGGACAGUGAAGAACAUUCCAAAAUAUGCACCAGCACAAUUUUUCAUUGACAAUGUGCUACCUCGGAUCAAAGAGAAGAAGAUAAUGGCCCUAAAACCUUUUGUUGAUAGACUUGGGUAUGAUAAUGUACCUCCAGAAAUCAACAGGCUAAGAUGCAGGGUCAAUUAUCAUGCUCUUAAAUUUCUUCCAGAGAUAGAGGAAAUGGCAGAUUUAUUGGUCUCAAGGAUGAGGAACCGCACAGGGAGUCCAAAUCCUUACAUGGCUCUACAUCUUAGGUUUGAGAAAGGAAUGGUGGGCCUAUCAUUCUGCGAUUUUGUUGGGACUAGGGAGGAGAAAGCUAGAAUGGCAGAAUACAGAAAAAAAGAAUGGCCUCGACGGUACAAGAAUGGAUCUCAUCUCUGGCAGCUGGCACUGCAGAAGCGGAAGGAGGGACGGUGUCCUCUUGAACCUGGGGAAGUGGCAGUGAUUCUUCGGGCAAUGGGUUAUCCGAAGGAAACACAGAUUUAUGUUGCUUCUGGCCAGGUUUAUGGUGGUCAGAACCGGAUGGCACCCUUAAGGAAUAUGUUUCCAAAUCUGGUUACCAAAGAGGAAUUGGCCAGUAAGGAGGAGUUAGCUGUUUUCAGGAAGCAUGUAACAAGCUUGGCAGCACUUGAUUUUUUGGUCUGCCUGAAGUCUGAUGUGUUUGUGAUGACCCAUGGAGGCAACUUUGCUAAAUUGAUUAUCGGGGCAAGAAGGUACAUGGGUCACCGUCAAAAAUCCAUAAAACCAGACAAGGGGCUUAUGUCUAAAUCUUUUGGGGAUCCUUAUAUGGGGUGGGCAACUUUUGUUGAGGAUGUAGUCGUGACCCACCAGACCCGAACGGGAUUGCCAGAAGAGACCUUCCCUAACUAUGACCUUUGGGAGAACCCCCUGACUCCUUGCAUGUGUAAAGCCUGAUAGUACGUAUGUCUUGUCAUUACUUAUAUUUAUUUUUGAGGAACUUCGCUGAAAGGAAACUGCAUAUCGGCAUUUGACAAAUGAAGAUUCUUUUAUCCACAAGCUAUAAGGAGGGAAGCUAAGCACGGAGAGCAACCAAUAAAGUUGCUAGCCUGGAAGAGUAAGAGACAUGGGAUCGGGUGCAGACAGGUAUUGGCCUUUCAGGCCGGGUUGGAAGUUGAUCUCGUGAGGGCUGCCCCUGCAGGGACAUCCGGCACUAGCAGUUUUGUCUCCAAAAACAACAUAUUAAAACUUUUAGCAUAUAUGUCCCUUUCUUUAUCUAUCGAUUUUAGCAUAUCUCAUAUUUGUCACAAAAACAGUAGAUGACUUUGUACGUUCCAACAUCAGGACGUGGGUGUAAAAUAUUAGUGAAAUUUACAAGAGUUUUAUUUUCA
Molecule: messenger RNA, 2231 nt
Organism: Theobroma umbraticum
Lineage: Eukaryota; Viridiplantae; Streptophyta; Magnoliopsida; Malvales; Malvaceae
Product: O-fucosyltransferase family protein
Source: RefSeq, a predicted model, not a curated record